GCCUCUCUCGCGCUCCUGCAGAGGCGGCCCGAGCGAGAGAAGCCUGGGCAGCUGCAGCUGCUGUUCUUUGCACGGCGGGCCUGGGAGCUGGGGAAACGGGGUGCGGUGGGGGGUGGGCGACGUUGGCUAAUAGCACCUCCCCCACCCGCGGCCAAGAGGACUCAACUGGGGAGGGGUUAAAAUGUAGAGGGGAGGCGGGGAGAGAUGCGGCCAACACAGCAACGGAGACAAUUCGGGGGAAGCUCUUGCACGCAGCGCUGAACCAGCCCCCUCCCCUCUACGAUCCCCUCCCCUACCUAUCUUCCCGCACCAAAGGUAGGUGCAGUGAGAAGCUGAAGCGCCCCCCUCCCCAGCCUCCCCCAUGGUGGGGUUUGGGGCCAACCGGAGGGGGGGCCGUCUCCCUUCGUUCCUCUUUGUUGCCUUGCUGCUAGUCAUUGCCGUCCUUGCCUUCAAUUACUGGACUACCUCAUCCCGCCAAACGGUCCUGCAGGAGGAGGUGGCAGAGUUGCAGGGCCAGGCCAAGCGCAGUGAUGUUGCCAGGGGGCGCUUGGAGAAGAGGAACUCUGAGCUCUUGCUCCAGGGGGAGCUGCACAAGAAACAGCUGGAGCAGAAGGAAGCUGAGCACAGUCAGCUGAGCAACCAACUGCAAGCCAGGGAAGGCCAGAUAAGGAAGUGUGAAGAGAGCAGGAUUAAGCUUCAGAACAACAUAUCAUACCAAAUGGCAGACAUACAUCGCUUAAAGGAACAACUUGCAGAGUUGCGUCAAGAAUUUAUUCGUCAAGAGGACCAGCUUCAUGAAUAUAGGAACAACAAUACACAACUUCUGAAAAGGUUGGAGUAUGAAAGUUUUCAGUGUGGACAUCAGAUCAAAGAACUGAGGAUGCAGCAUGAAGAAAAUAUGAGAAAGUUAGAGGACCAAGUUACACAAGACCAAAAGCAGGCUGCACACAGAAGCCAGUCCAGUAAAGAUAUUGAGAGCAACCUGAGCAAUAAUCCAACAAUAUUGAAGACAACGCAACAAUUGGAUGAAAAGAAUGUAAUUAGGAAUGAAACACCUUCCAUCAACAAUAUCUCAGAUGGCAAAGAGAAAAUAAAACCAGGAGAUGAUGCAGGCAUGCCUGGGAUAGAAGAGAACGAUGCUGCUAAAGCUGAAGAUACACUCACUGCUUUGAAGAAGCCACUUGUUUCAGCUUCUCAGAAUGAACCUCAACCCAAUGGAAAUCUUCCAACAGAAAAGCCCCAUGCUCCAAACCUGGCUCAAGGUGUAAACAGUAACCAGGAUGGAAAUGCUGACAUCAUAAAGCAGAUCCCACCAAAUCCUCUUCAGCAUUUGAUUCCUGAUCACGUCCUAGAUAAUCAGAAAGCUGAAAAAGAACAUUUAAAAAAGGACAGAAUCAGUGACUUCCAAAGAAUGAAGCAAAGCCGGUUCUUUGAUGAGAAUGAGUCCCCUGUUGAUCCGCAACAUGGCUCUAAACUGGCGGAUUAUAAUGGGGAUGAUGGGAACGUGGGUGAGUAUGAGGCAGACAAGCAGGCUGAGCUGGCCUACAAUGAGGAAGAGGAUGGUGAUGGUGGUGAAGAAGACGUCCAAGAUGAUGAGGAGAGAGAGCUUCAAAUGGAGCUUGCAGACUACGGAAAACCACACUUCAACGAUGUACUUUAAAUUCCAAAUUACCUUUAUCUGAGGGAUUCUGCAAGAGGGAAAAAAUCGCAACUGAUUUUUCAGUAUUUACUGUAAGAGACACUGAAAAUAAUGACAGCAAAGAGUUAACAGUGGAAGGAAAAGGUAAAAUGCUGUGUAUAUGUAUAUAGUUGUACUUAUUUCGCAAAUGAACAGAACCAGAGAUGGUUUGUUCUUUUAGGAGAUGCUUAAUAACCUGAAACUACGCAAAGUUGGGUGCACCUGGCUCUUUAUUGGACUGGGCAGUAAGACUGUUCCUUACCUGUAACCUUUGAAAUAAUAGCUAACAUUGCAAAAUAACUUAGGUCAACAUGUUUCUGAAACUAAGCCACUUUGUAAACUGGAGAACUUUGUACAGUUUGUAUCUUAUAUAUGAAUUACUUCAUUGCAGGAAUAACUGUACAGAUGGGACACUCUUUGAUACCACAAUGUAUUUAACCCAUGCAAGCAAAUUAUUCAUUUCUCUUACUGUUGUGACUUGCAUUUUAGAGACUACAUUUCAUUUUGAGAAAGUUGACUGAAAAUGUGUUUGUGUUUUAUGAAAGAACUUUCCUUACUAUAACUAAGGAAGGUCUAUGUGAUACAUACUACAUUAAUUCUAUACAAGACAAUAUUGUUAACUCUAGGAGAGUGACUAAAGUUAUCCAUAGUAAAAAUGCAGCAACAGUGUAGUAAUUUUAUAGGAUAAUUACCAGAGUUUAAAUCUGCAAAACCUACAACCAGUAUUUCCAACACAUAAAAGCUAUAAAUAUUUUAUUUGCCUUUGUUUUUACAGCAGUGAUUUCAAUCUUAUGCAAUAAUAGCCGAAUGUAAUGGAGAGUGGCUAAAAGUGCAAUCUCAUCAGUUUCUUCAUUCAUUCCUGUCUGAACCUCUGAUGUGUUUCAGAAUUGGAGUCAUGCUCAGUUUGUUUCAACUUCAGUGCUGUAGUAUGGAUUACUCAAAACGCUGGGCAUGUUCUAUGUUCUUGCAGUUUUGUACUGUGUUUUUGUGUAAGAGGUCUUUUGUUUUUGUUUUUUUGUUUGUUUUGAUGUUUAAGCACUUUCUGAAGUUCACAGAAAUGGUUAUGCCCAUCUAUAUCCUGAGCAACAAGUUAUUAACCCUAGUUAUCAACAAGGGCUACUGUGAAUAAAGAAUUUAGGUCCUAUGACAGGGUUGAUUGUACUUCAUGAUUUCUGCUGUACUCAGGUUAUUGGUCUCUUUGGUAAGUUAAAGUUAAUUUGCAGUAAUUUAAUUAACAAUUUGUAUUGAAUAAAAAGGAGAGAUCUGUUUAAGACUUCCGUUAGAACAGUGUUUAUUUCUGACAACAAAUAUUGAAGUUUGUGCUUGGGCACUUCUCAAGCACACAAACCUGGACACGUGAGUGGUGACUGUUCGUCUUAGUUUUAUUUUCAAGCUUUAAAACUUACAAGGCUGAACCUGCCUUAGAGGUAGUUUCUCUCUCCCUCUCCCUGCCACCAUUCCUAACACCUCUUUCUCCAUAAGUCUUCAGUGUUGUACUUUGUGAAUUGACCAAAAUGUGUCUGCCCUAAAUUAGGUGUAAUUUUAUUAGGAUUUUGCUGUUGAAAUCCAAAAUUUAAUAGGUUCUAAUAAAACUUAAUGCAGUUUUA
This is a messenger RNA of Podarcis muralis (Common wall lizard), 3285 nucleotides long. RefSeq names its product golgi membrane protein 2 (gene GOLM2). The record is from RefSeq and is a predicted model, not a curated record. NCBI's taxonomy places the organism in Eukaryota, Metazoa, Chordata, Lepidosauria, Squamata, Lacertidae.